Molecule: messenger RNA, 1978 nt
Organism: Austrofundulus limnaeus
Lineage: Eukaryota; Metazoa; Chordata; Actinopteri; Cyprinodontiformes; Rivulidae
Gene: phf1
Product: PHD finger protein 1
Exons: 15
Coding region: 196-1872 (558 amino acids)
Biological process (GO): negative regulation of gene expression, epigenetic
Cellular component (GO): nucleus
Molecular function (GO): chromatin binding; DNA binding
Source: RefSeq, a predicted model, not a curated record
GAUGACGGUUUGACUGACACACAGGCUCCUGGCACAGACAGACACACACAUGCACAUCAGCCACUUUUUGCAAACACGCAAGCUGCGCAUCGGAGCGGCCGGGAACCCGCGCGUCCGCAACCGAUGAGGGCAUUUCUCGUCCAGCCCGUCCAGGAACCAGUGUGACCCGGACGGAAAGGAGUUCGACCUGACAGGAUGGGGGGAGUCAGCGAGGGCGAUGAUGUGUUGGCUCGUUGGAGUGAUGGACUGCUGUACCUCGGCAAUGUGAAAAGAGUAGACGGAGUCAAACAGUGCUGUCUGGUGAGGUUUGAGGACAACUCAGAGUUCUGGGUACUGAGAAAGGAUAUUCACUCAUUCGCUGCCGGAGUGGAAGAAGUUUGCUGUAUUUGUGACGCUCCGCCUCUUAAAGAACCCCUCGUAAAUUGUCUUAAAUGUCGGCACGGUUAUCAUCCAGAGUGCCACACGCCAACCAUCGAACCGGAAGCCGACAGCGAUUCGUGGAUCUGUCGACAGUGUGUCUUUGCAGUCGCAACCAAGCGAGGCGGGGCUCUGAAACGAGGACGCUUCGCUCGCCUCAUGCAGUUCAUGAAGCUGAGAAUCCCCUACCAGCUAUCGUCUUUAGACUGGGACCCCCAGCAUCUGACCAACCAGCAGCAGUGCUACUGCUACUGUGCCGGACCUGGAGAGUGGAACCUGAAGAUGCUGCAGUGUGGCAGCUGUGGGCAGUGGUUCCAUGAAGCCUGCACUCAGUGUCUAACAAAACCACUGCUUUACGGCGACAGGUUUUAUCAGUUCCAGUGUUCGGUUUGUUCAAAAGGACCGGAGACGAUCCAGAGACUACCCAUGACCUGGGUGGAUCUGGCUCAUUUAGUGCUCUACCACCUCUCGCUGUGCUGCAAGAGGAAAUACUUUGAUUUUGACCAUGAAAUCCUGUCCUUCACCAAUGAGAAUUGGGACUCGCUGCUUCUGGGCGCGCUCUCUGACACGCCGAGACAAGACCGCUGUCACAAUCUGCUCAACGCUCUGAACUCGCACAAGGACAGGUUCGUCUCCGGAAAGGAGAUCAAGAAGAAGAAGUGUCUUUUCGGGCUGCAGGUCCGAGCCCCGCCUCCGCUGACGUCUGAUUCGUCGCCGCUCAUCACCGACCCGCCCAUCAGCAUCACCCACCGGAGAAGCCCGUUGUCACUUCCCUGCCAGAGACGAGUCGGAGGACCAGAGUCACGGAAAUCAAAGCGUCGCAUCAUGGAGACACAGGUCUGUCCACCUCCAGUUGCUGCCAACCCUGUUGAACUGCUGCCAUGUUGUCAUGGCUACAUGGGAGGGGCCGGCCUGUACAACCCCAGGAAGUCAGAGGAGGAGCUUAAUGUGAGCCCCCCUCCCAAACGAAUGUACGCCCUGUACCACACGUACAACGGAAAUGCUGCACUCUCCAGGAGUCUUCAUCACUACAACAGCGUGGAGGACUCCUGCAGGUUACCCCCGACAUGCUUCCCGUACCCCUGUAACCCCAGCGACAACCAUCACCACCUCCACCAGCACCACCACCACCUCCACCAACACCUCCACCAGCACCACCAACACCUCCACCAGCACCACCAACACCUCCACCAGCACCACCAACACCACCACCAGCAGCAGCACCAGCCGGGCCAGAAGCAGCCGGAGCCCUUCAUCCUGCGCGACGUCCCCCCCUGUCAGGUGGGCGUGAGUGGAGGGGGAGGCGCUGGACCGGGGGUGGUGGUGGGAGGGGGUGACGGGACUGUGGCCAGGAGCUGGGGGGGAGGUGAGGCGGUGAGGAUCUUGGCGAGACGAGUGACGGCAGAUGGGAAGGUGCAGUACCUGGUGGAGUGGGACAAUAUGAGUUUGUACUGAGGCAGAAAACAGGAGAUGAAAUGACUGUUGUCCAGUUGCCACGGGACUGUUGUGUAUUUGAUACGUGGCAGUGUAUAAAACAAAAAAAAUAAAAGUUGCAGAUCCA